Molecule: messenger RNA, 2160 nt
Organism: Chlamydomonas reinhardtii
Lineage: Eukaryota; Viridiplantae; Chlorophyta; Chlorophyceae; Chlamydomonadales; Chlamydomonadaceae
Exons: 10
Coding region: 185-1708 (507 amino acids)
Molecular function (GO): protein binding
Source: RefSeq, a predicted model, not a curated record
AACAUGAAAUAGCUAUUCCUUGCUACAUUAUCGUGACCCGUCGCCUCGUGACCUUCUGAAUAAUCUUCCUAAGCGCGAAGCCUCCCCAGAAGAAAGGGCUCAUCCUAUCAAACCAAUACUGUGCUGUACCCUUGGAUUGCAACAUACAUUCUAAACAAGGUAGCCAAGGAGCAGGCGCAGCAGAAUGGCUUUCGCGGCCGCGCUGGCUGAGAAGCGCGGGCCCAGAGUCGGCGACGCUGCCUCGUUGUGGAACUUCACGCCCGCGCCCGGAUGGAGCCGUGAGGAGGUCCAGAUCCUGCGCCUGUGCCUCAUGAAGCACGGCGUGGGGCAGUGGAUGCAGAUCCUAAGUACGGGCCUGCUGCCGGGCAAGCUCAUCCAGCAGCUCAACGGCCAGACGCAGCGCCUGCUGGGGCAGCAGUCGCUAGCAGCGUACACGGGACUAAAAGUAGACGUGGACCGCAUCCGGGUAGACAACGAAACAAGAACGGACGCCACGCGAAAAGCCGGCCUCAUCAUCAAUGACGGACCCAACCUCACAAAAGAGAUGAAGGAGAAGAUGCGCCAGGAUGCUGUGGCCAAGUAUGGGCUGACGCCCGAGCAGGUGGCGGAGGUGGACGAGCAGCUCGCGGAGAUCGCAGCGGCCUUCAACCCGGCCUCCACGUCGGCGGCGGCAGGGGCAGGAUCCGGGGCGGCGGCGGCUGGGCAAGCUGCGGCAGCUGGGUCGGGGGCUGGCGGAUCGGGUCAAGCUGCAACGGCAGCAGAUGCGGGCGGGGCGGCAGGGCGAGGCACGGGCUCGGCGGGCGGCGCUGCGGCGGCCGCGCCACCCCGCAACGCUCUGGCAAUCAGCACAGGCGUUCUGGCGGCGACGCUUCUCGACGCCAGUCUCGGCAACCUCAUGGCCCAGCCCACGGAGCAGCUCAGCGCGGAACAGCUGGGCCAGCUGCUGCUGCGCCUGCGCAACCGACUGGCUUGCCUUGUGGACCGGGCCCGCGGCCGCGCCGGGUUGCCGCCCCGCACGGCGCCGCGCUGGGCAACCGAGGCCGCCGCGGCGGCCUGCCUCGCAGCGAUGGCUGCGGCGGAGGCGUCUGCACCGCAGGCGCCGGCGGCGGCUGCAGGCGGCCAGGAGGGCGCUGCAGGGCCGGUGAUGGUGUCUGUGCCCUUCAGCAGGGAGGUGCUGGCGGAGGCGACCGCCUGCCGCGUGCGCAGCGGCACGGCAGCGGGGGCACGCGGAAACGCUCCGGGCGCGCAAGGGGGCGUGCGGAAGCGCACCAGCAAGGGCGGCAAGGCUAAGGGCGGCGACCGCGAGUGGUCGCCGGAGGGCGAGGAAAACACGGCCCCCCAACCCCGAGGCGGCGGUAAGCGCAAAUCCGGCGCGGUGGCUGGUGGCGAGGAGGCAGACGGCGUGGCGAGUGGGCGCGCCAAGAGGGCGUCUCGUCCCAAGCGCGGCUCCUCCAAGCACGAUCCGUACGUGGACGACAACGACUACGGCGAUGAGGGCAUUGACCCCUUCGACGUCGGGGACGACUUGGACGACAUGAACCCGCACGGCAGGUACGGCAACGGCGGCGGCCGCCGGGCCGACCCGUCGGAGGCCAUCAGCGCCCUCACAGCCAUGGGCUUCACGCAGAGCAAGGCCCGCGGCGCGCUGCGUGAGUGCAACUUCAACGUGGAACUGGCAGUGGAGUGGCUGUUCGCCAACUGCCUGUGAGCGGUGCAACUGGGUUCCUGCCAUCCACGGAAACCUAUUUCUUUGAGCGGGUUGAUGGACCAGGGGAGAUUAAGCGCGGGCAUUGUGAGCAGGUUGCAUCUGACGCCGCUGGGGUCUGUUGUCGCUGGGCAAGUUAGGGAAGGGACGCAAGGUUGAGAAAGCAAAAGGAUGAUGGACAAUGCAUGCGGUGAUGAUGGUCAGUGUGGCUGGACCAGGAGGCCUGGGAUAGCUGCCCACAUAGGCAGUAUCGGAACUUCGUCGGGCACUGCUUUAUACGCCCUGAUACUCCAGCGCGUCCUUGAAAGGGCUGCCAGCGCAAACGCUGCGCGCCCUGCGGCGGCGUCACCCCAACCUGUGACCUGGCAUGUCGUUGUGGGACCGGCUGAGCGUUGAUUGUGUGCGGGAGUGGGACAAGUCGGACCGUGCCUACGGCCGUGCCCCCAGGUCAACAC